Messenger RNA from Cantharellus anzutake, 1530 nucleotides. RefSeq names its product protein disulfide isomerase. Gene Ontology annotation, cellular component: endoplasmic reticulum. NCBI's taxonomy places the organism in Eukaryota, Fungi, Basidiomycota, Agaricomycetes, Cantharellales, Hydnaceae. Gene Ontology annotation, biological process: response to endoplasmic reticulum stress; protein folding. The transcript is spliced from 6 exons. Gene Ontology annotation, molecular function: protein disulfide isomerase activity. The record is from RefSeq and is a predicted model, not a curated record. The coding region runs from base 1 to 1530 and encodes 509 amino acids.
AUGCGCAUCUCUUCCCUUUUAAAAUCAUCGCUACUCAUCGCUGGGGCUGUCAUUCCAUGGCGGGUAGCGGCGGGUGAAGGUCCCAGCGAUGUCAUAGACCUUACUUCAGCCAACUUUGGCGCUGAGACGCAGAAGGCUGGCCUUUUACUGGUCGAGUUCUUUGCGCCGUGGUGUGGCCAUUGUAAAGCGCUCGCUCCUCACUAUGAGGAAGCUGCAACGGCUUUAAAGGAGAAGAACAUCACGUUGGCGAAGGUCGAUUGCGUUGAUCAGGCGGACCUUUGCUCAGAAAAUGAUAUACAAGGUUACCCAACGCUGAAGAUCUACAGAAAGGGGAAACCGACAGAAUAUGGAGGGCCUCGCCAAGCUGAUGGCAUCAUCAGUUACAUGACCAAACAAUCUCUCCCGGCCAUCUCGACUGUUGCCUCUGAGAAUCUCGAAGAAUUCAAGGUCGCUGAUAAGGUCGUUGUGCUUGCGUAUGCUACUUCUACCGAAGAAGCCCCCAUUCCUGCCUUCUCUUCCGUUGCUGAGACCUACCGUGACGAUUACCUGUUCGGUUUAACAACCGAUGAGGCGGCCAUCAAAGCGGCUGGCGUCACCCCACCUGCUAUCGUUCUUUACAAAAAGUUCGAUGAGGGUCGCAACGACUUCCCUUCCGAGAAAAUUGCUUCUGCCGACGUCGCUUCUCUAGCCGACUGGAUCAGAUCCAAUGCUAUUCCUCUCAUUGACGAGAUAUCUGGAGAAAACUACAACCUUUAUGCAACAUCUGGCCUCCCACUUGCUUAUAUCUUCAUUGAACCAACCGACCCUAAGCGGGAAGAGCUGAUUAAGGAACUCAGCCCCAUUGCCAAAGAACGAAAGGGCGUCGUUAACUUCGUCUGGAUCGAUGCGAUCAAAUUCGUUGAACACGCAAAGUCUCUUGUUCUCACAGAGGCUAAGUGGCCAAGCUUCGUGAUCCAAGACAUCAAAAGUCAGCUCAAGUACCCAUUGGAUCAAUCCACUGAGGUCAAUUUCAAGACCGUCGAUGAAUUUGUCAAGAAUUUUGUUGCUGACAAGUUACAGCCCAAGUUGAAGACCGAGCCUGUUCCCGAGGAGCAAACUGAGAAGUACUAUAAAGUCGUCGGGGAAACCUUUGAGAAGGUUGUUUACGAUGAUGAUAAGGACGUUUUCGUCCAGUUCUCUGCACCAUGGUGCGGACACUGCAAGCGCCUACUGCCCACCUGGGAGACCCUUGCUGAAACCUACGCGGACCGCGCCAAUCAAAUUACCAUCGCCAAGAUGGAUGCCACUGAGAAUGAUCUUCCUCCAGGAACUCCUUUCCACAUAGCUGGCUACCCUACCCUCAAAUUCAAGCCCGCAGGGUCUCGCGAGUUCUUUGACUACGAUGGCGAUCGUUCACUCGAAUCUCUCAUCGAGUUCAUCGAGUCUAAGGCGAAGAAUGACCUGACGAAGCCAGUUGCCAAGACUGCUGAUCCGGCGGACAGCGCUCAACGCCCUGCAGCUACGCUUCAUGAACAACAUCAAGAAUUAUGA